This is a messenger RNA of Dicrocoelium dendriticum, 757 nucleotides long. Lineage: Eukaryota; Metazoa; Platyhelminthes; Trematoda; Plagiorchiida; Dicrocoeliidae. The record is from the annotation of a GenBank genome assembly.
AUGGGAAAACCUGGGGCGAAAUUGGAAGCUCCAGUGACUGCGGUGAGGGAACUCUGUGAGGAAUUGGGGUUCGAACGACAGGUAUUCGAAAACUUCGUUGCUCUCUCAGACGAGCUCGUAUACCCCCUGUGCGCUUGGGAAGCAACUUAUUCCUGCGGUGUAACAGUCAAGUCACAUCAUCUUGUCAUUUACUAUGCUGCUCGCUGGCCCAGUUUUUUAGAUGGCUAUGUUGUUAAUGGACACCGCUUGCCAACAUUGAGGUUGCAGCUAGAUGAGGUCCAAGCAGCAGCGUGCCUACCUUCUUCCGUCCUGAGAGUGCUAGUGCAGGAUUGGUUGGAUUGCGAAGAAUAUUGGCAAAAGAAUUCUGUGACGGCGACCGACUGGAACCAACACGCACCGCUCCCGAACAGCCAAAAAGUGAAUGCUAUGACAGAUAUAGUUUGGUCUUGGAAUCAAACAUCAGAAGUAUGGACCUUGAUACCUGUCAACCGGAUUAUAUGCGGCUUAACUUCGCAGUUGCCUUCGAACAAUGAAGAAUUGCUGCCGGAUAGAGUAAACGAUCUACGUCCCACACCGCUAACCACUGGUACGCUUUAUGCUCUAUCCCAUUGGUUGUCUUCGCAAUCAUCUUGAUUUGGAACUCCAAAACUUCGCUCAUAUGGACUGCUACUUGUUCAGCUAACUUGUGAUUUUUUCAUUACUUAACCAAAUGUUGUGUAUUCAUCCAGAAUGAUAAUUUUAAAAAGCUGUCAUACUA